Molecule: messenger RNA, 854 nt
Organism: Purpureocillium takamizusanense
Lineage: Eukaryota; Fungi; Ascomycota; Sordariomycetes; Hypocreales; Ophiocordycipitaceae
Exons: 2
Coding region: 1-693 (230 amino acids)
Source: RefSeq, a predicted model, not a curated record
AUGUCUCUCGACUCACUGUCAAGCUGCGUGAAGAAAUGCCUUCAAGAUGCGGCCAAGAGCGCCGGCUGCGACAUCAACGAUGUCAAAUGCAUCUGCACCAAGGACGUAUCGUCUACAGACGGGUCGACGCUGAUGAGCUGCAUCCUGAGUUCAUGCGCUACAGCUGAUGUAAUAGCUGCCGGCAGCGACCUCAUCAAAAUUUGCCAGCAAGCCACUGGCACCGUUUCCCCGACAGCCACCACCAAGUCUACCGCCCUCCCGUCAACGUCAGGCACCGGGCGCGCGACCAACGCGUCCUCUGCCACGGAUACUAGUGCUAAACCCGAUGCCACCGAUCCGUCGGGCUCGAGCACUACCCCGACCGCGAAUGCUGGAGCCACGGACUCCUCCAACACGGGCGGGCUGUCCACCGGGGCAAAGGCAGGGAUUGGCGUUGGCGCAGCACUCGUGGUGAUUCUGCUGAUACUUGGGGCAUAUUUUUUGGGGAGGAAGAAACGACAAAAAGCCAAUACUACUCCGGUCCCGGAUCAGCAGGACAGUCCCGAAAGCAAGACGGGCGCCCAGGUGCUAUCGAACGAGAAGACUAUCGGGGAACUGGAAGGGGAACGGUGGGUUGCUGAGCUUUCGGAACAUGGCACGCCUCAAUUUGUCGAGCUUGAGGCAGACAACCACUACAGCCGACGAAGACACUGAUCGAGAUAUGCGAUGACGGGUACCUGUAAUACUAGAGAACGGCAUUGUGUCUUCUAUUUAUCGGGCAAAUAUCCUGUAGGGUACACUUUGUAUACAGUGGGCAGUGCGAAAGGCUUGCAAUCCCACCAGUUUGGCACUAUAGUGAUGAAUCAAUAUCAAGA